Messenger RNA from Paramisgurnus dabryanus, 5283 nucleotides. It is a transcript of the gene tex2, whose product is annotated as testis expressed 2. Gene Ontology annotation, cellular component: endoplasmic reticulum. Lineage: Eukaryota; Metazoa; Chordata; Actinopteri; Cypriniformes; Cobitidae. The record is from RefSeq and is a predicted model, not a curated record. Gene Ontology annotation, molecular function: lipid binding.
CGAUCUCAGCGCCUAUGAGUGGACUGGCGUGUGAUUGCUCUGGUCUGUGAAAUGUGUGUGUGUGUGUCAUUUUUACAGUUUCUUUCUAGCUCUGUUUCCCUGUUGUGCUAUUGUCGCUGGAUUAUAAGCACACGACGAUCAUCUUCGACGGUUCGUGCGAUAUAUCCUGCUAGAGAAAAGUGCGUGUUGUUUUGGGAGGAGCAGAGGACAAUGGAAAUGUGUACUGGUUGUGAGCUCUUUUGAUUGGUGCCAUGAACAGUUCGAGUGCUAGCCAUGCAGAGAAACUUAGGGCCCCAUCUUCCUCUUCUUCGUCUCGUCCCUCAGUGGCCCCUAAGCUGCAGGUGCAACGCUCACUCUCCCGAGAUACCAUUACUAUACACUUUUCUGCAAAGGGAAAUGAGAAAGAGGAGGAGGAAGAGGAGCUGUACAGGUUGGCUCUUUCACCUUCCAUUCUUGAAACUGAAGAUCAGAGUAUUAUAACUGCUCAGGAGGCUAGUGAGGAGCUCCUCUCUGAAGGAUUGGAGGUGGAUAUUUUUAAAGAAGUACCAUCUACCACAGUCCCCCAGAUCCACAGCUCUGCCUUGGCUAUACAGCAUCCCUCCAUUAGCCUCUGUUGCUCAUCCAAUUCUAGUCCUGUUAGCUUUUCAUGGCCCUCAGAACAAAAGUUGAAUUCCCCCUUGUCUUCUGCUCAUUCGGCCUCCUCCAGCUCAUCCCCAGCCAAGUCCUCUACUCUACCAUCAAAACCUUUCCUCAGCCUGGUGAAGUCUCUCUCCACUGAGGUGGAAUCUCGUGAAGCACCAACAGUUGCCCCCCAAGCAAUGAGGCAUCGUCAUCUGAUGAAGACCCUAGUUAAGUCUUUAUCCACUGACACAACCCGACCUGAACCAGAGUCUUCAUCCACUACCCGGCCCCAAGAUUCCCGGCUCAAUCUGCAUCUUUUUAAACCAUUUACUCAACAACGCGUUCCCCCUCCCAGUGGAGAUUCGAAAACUGCUCCUUCUUCCCCCCUUACCUCACCCGACAGCCGCUCCUUCUUUAAGGUUCAGGAGGUGGAGGCACGUAUUGAAGAUACAAGGCGGCGCCUAUCAGAGGUCAUGUCUGAGCCCCUUCAGCUGCUCAGCAAAAUCAUUGGUGAGGAACCUAGUGGUGUCAGCACAAACACUUCCACAUCCACAACAACAGGAGUCUCCUACCGGUCCAGAAAUCUUUCCUCCAGUGCCUCUGACCUCUCCAAUCUGUCUGCCCUCAAUGGCCACUCAGAAAGCAACAACAACUACUGCAUCAAGGAAGAGGAAGACCUGGAGGUGGACAGUCCUCUAGAGGGUGCAGCCAUUAAAUUGCCUUUGCACAGAUCACCCUCACUUGGUUUGGAUAGGUGUUUCAUGUCGACUCUUGCCCGUCAGGAAGAUGAAGAAUUCUGUGAGCUCUACACUGACGACUUUGAGCUCUGCACUGACACAGAGCUGGAUGGAAAGGGCCUUUAUCCAUCACAGGUCCGACGAGAGAGUACUGGGGGAUGCAGUGAAGAACCAACUGAAGGAGGAGAAGAGGAGGAGGAAGAAGAUGAGUCUCCAGAAGUACCUCACAAUGGACUGAUUCUUCUGAUAUCUUUAGUUUAUGGUUGCUUUGUGUUGCCACUCCCUACCUAUGUGGGUUGGUUGUUAAUAGGAAUAGUGGCAGGAUUCAUGGUGGCAAUACUUGUUGUGUGGUUAUCUGCAAGGCACAGAUCUCCAAGAAGUCGUCAUGGCAGCUGGUUCAGAAAAGAGCAAUGGAACCGAGUUCCUCUGGAUAUCAAAGAACCAGGCAUCUACAAGGGCUGGAUGAAUGAGAUCUACUGCUACGACCCAGAGACGUAUCACGCCACACACACUCACUCUGUGUAUGUGCGCCUGGAGGGUUCCGUUCUGCGACUGUCCAAACCAAACCGCAAUAUCCCCCGCCGAGCAACUUUCAACGAGCCCAAACCUGAUGUUACCUAUGUUAGCCAAAAAAUCUAUGACCUCACCAACAGUAAGAUAUACCUGGUGCCUCAAGGACUUGCCAGGAAGCGUGUGUGGAAUAAAAAGUAUCCCAUCUGCAUUGAGCUGGCCAGACAGGAUGACUUCAUGUCUAAAGUCCAGGAAGAUAAGACUGAGGUGAUAGAGGAGAAGACCCCUGCUGCAGGAGACAGGACUGAGGGGCUCUGCACUAGUGAAGAACCAAAGAAAGCGUACACAGAGCCGGUACUCUACCUGUUUGGGAGGACAGGAAGAGACAAAGAGGAGUGGUUUAGAAGGAUGCUCUUUGCAUCAAAACUGAAGUCAGAAGUCAUUAAGUCCUCAGGCCUGCCUAUAAGUUUGACUUACAGCCGCAGAUGUAGUCGAGGAAGUUUGGAUGAAGCGAUCCAGUCUCACCCCAGACAAAAGGAUCUUGGUGCCAGUGUCAAACAAAAAGUUUUAGAAUACAACAUCUACAUGGCCAAAUAUGUUAGUCAGUCUACAGUAAGCCCUGUCACGAGCCCUGUACAAAGCGCUGGAAGCAGCCCAGGAACAGUUAAGAAGUUUCCAGCCAGUUGUGGGCAGGAGUCUGAGGCUUGGGUCAAUGCUCUCUUGGGUCGCAUCUUUUGGGACUUUCUUGGAGAGAAAUACUGGGCAGACAUGGUGUCCAAAAAGAUUCAGAAGAAGCUGAGUAAGAUUAGGCUCCCAUACUUCAUGAAUGAGCUAACCCUAACCGAGCUGGACAUGGGCAUGUCCAUUCCCAAGAUCCUCAGUUCCUCCAAACCAUCGGUAGAUUACAGAGGCCUUUGGAUUGACCUGGAGAUCUCCUACACUGGGUCCUUUCUCAUGAGCCUUGAAACCAAGAUGAACCUGACUAGACUUGGAAAAGAGGGAGAAGGUAUUGGAGAACAGGGAAAAGAAGGACUCAGACAGCGCACUUAUUUCCUGGCUGACAGUGAUGAGGAGUCAUCCAGUGCUGGAUCAUCUGAUGAGGAAGAUACUGCAGAAGUGCCUGAACCUUCAGGAGUGGAGGGUUACACCGUGGGACACCGACCCAGCAAAAUCAUGCGCUUUGUAGACAAGAUCACAAAGUCUAAGUACUUCCAGAAAGCCACAGAGACUGAAUUCAUUAAGAAGAAGAUGGAAGAAGUGUCUAACACCCCACUGCUCUUGACUGUGGAGGUGCAGGAGUGUCACGGGACUCUCGCUGUCAAUAUUCCACCUCCUCCAACGGACAGGAUAUGGUAUGGCUUUAGAAGACCUCCUCAUCUGGAACUGAAGGCUCGGCCUAAACUGGGAGAAAGAGAGGUCACUUUCGCUCAUGUUACCGACUGGAUAGAGAAAAAACUUGAUCAAGAGUUUCAGAAAAUCUUUGUAAUGCCAAACAUGGAUGAUGUCUGGCUGCCUAUCAUGCACUCUGCUAUGGACACGCGGUCAAGUUCCAUGAAGGAUGAAGAACAACCGGACCCUGAAGAAUCUCUUGAAGACAUGUGACGUGUGUGACACAUUUUUAUUAAUAAAAGAUACCUGGGCUUACAAUUACAGGUGCCCUAUGGCUCAUUAAACAGAGCUGUGAAAAAUCUCAACACAUUCGAAACAAAAGGAAUAAAGCGUUUGCCAGUUUGCUUCUAAUUCGACUGGGCCAUACUUUUUCUCUCGAGAGGGUUUUAUGACAUUGGUGACAACAGAACAGUAGCUGGGUUUCCAUCAAAACGUGAAACAACUCUUUUAAAAAUUCAGAAAAAGGAAAUGCGGAUUUUUUUUAAGGACAUCGGCCAAGGACAACCUCGAGACCAUUUUUUGGAUAGAGCUAGACUAUCAAUCACGUGGGUUUAAUGUUCGCUACAUCAGAAUUUAUUCAGCAAAUGUGUUUCCGUCUCCCAUUAUUCGCAUGUACUCUUUUUCACAUAAGUCAAAAACCACCUCAUGCGGGCAUAAAAACAUUUUAGCAAAUUAAGGGAUUUUUAUUCGAAAUUCGACCUUUCCAUCACUUUUUUAUGCAAUACUUUAAAAUGCGCAUAAAAUCAGUGCAAUGGAAAUCCAGCUAGUGUGUCUGGACGCACAUGCUGCUGCAUGGUCACAUGGCUUGGAUAGGGUGAUCUCAUCGAACAGGACAAUGCGGUUUCAGUAAAGUAUCAAAUAUCCCUAGAAACCGUAAGUCUACAGGAGAUGUAAGUUACAAGAGAAUCGCAGGGCACCAUAGGACCAGGAAAGGCCUAUCUGGCUCAGUGUGAAGUCUGUGCCACCUCGGUUUGACACGUACUGCCUUACCAAAAGUCCAGAGACUUUGGCAGUGAGAGCAUCUUAGCUCAUACAUUAGAACGCAAACAGUACUUGUGAUACAUUAAGGUCUGCAGUAGACUGGGCUGGACAGACUUGAAUCUGAAGACUCAGUGGACUUUUGGUAUGGCAAAGUGCUUGUUAACCAGCCUGGAGACUACAUUAUCUUAUGAUGUGUGCAUCCUCAUGAUGUACAGUAUAACUCCAAACAGCAGUUAUGUGUCUGAUAAUUCUAACAUAAACUAACAUAAGCCAAAGGGCACAUUUCUGAGACUUGUAUUUGUGAUUCCGCCUGUGAUUUAAUGAUUGUAAUGCUUCUAGACACUAGGCCUACUAGAUCCAUCAUUAACCUUCCAUUCACUGCUGCCUGAGCCCUCUGUGCGGCCUCUGAUUAUGCAAUGAGAUCAAUUUCACUGUGCUGAAGAGGGACACCAGCCAAUAAGCCCUUAUCCCCAAGUGAUCCCUAUAGAAGCAGCCUACUCCAAAGGAUAGGGUUCAACAGCUUUUCAUCUCUAGUCAGUCAUUGCCCCUUAGCAAUAGGCUGACUUUCAAGUGGUUUUCAGCUGGCGGGUCUCGACCCAAAGUUUUGAAACGCUAAAUGCAAUUAAAAGGCACAAUAUCUGAGAUUUUUGCGUUAAAAUGUCUGAAAAUCACUAGCACUUUGUUAUAUAUUGUGUUUACUCGUGUACUUACAUUGUUUUCAUUCGAACAAUGUUUUGAGUGCAAAGAAAUUCACAAUUUCAGUUAUGUGGUACUUUGAUGUCAUACGCGUGUUGAAUACACCUUUGCUGCUGCGUUUAGGUCCACUUUGUUAUGCCUUUCCCCUGCUAGCUGUCCUCCAUCUCAUUGAUUCCUUACAUCAGUGGUUCUUUACCUUUUGCAGUUGGUGGAGACCUGGUAUAAGAACUCAUUUGUAUUACACUGUGUAACAUGAAAUUCCAAUUCACAUAUUAUUUGUGUUCAGUAUUAUUGGAGGACGUGUUUCCUCCAAAACAUGAAAUAAAUGAACCUUGCCUCAAACAAAUAA